AUUGGAUAUUUGUCUUCACCGUCAAGCAUUCUCGUGGCGGCGCUGUUAUUGUGUAUCGUCGUUUGGACUAUCGAAACAUACUUUCCUGCGCCACAAAUGUACAUUACGACUGUAUAAAUCUCCGCGUAGAGAAAAUAGACUCAGUUGAUACAGCCAUAUAUCUUGCCACAGCCUUGGUACUACAGCUAGUCUAGGUCCUUCGUGACCUUGGUUGCUUCGAUACGCCUGCAGCUGUGAUCAUGGACAUGUAUACGCAAGCUGACUCUAUUGACUUGGAGCAAUUGCCGUUUGAGUCCACUCCUCAACAAAGACGGCCGAGGUACUAUGCAGUAGCUAUUGGACGCAGUACCGGCGUUUUCACGAGCUACGAUGCUGCAGCCCCGCUUGUUUCCGGCCACCCCUAUGGUAGACUGAAAAAGUUUCUGACCAACGAUGAGGCCCAGGCGUAUGUUGAAAAGUACAGGCAUCGGCAAAGCGGACAACCAGAAGGGGCAGCUGAUACCCUCAAUCCACCCGGUCACCAGGAAUAUCGGCAUGUCGUUAAUUCGUCAUAUCCUCAGUGGGGAACAACUGACCACGCCGUAAAUCAGCCUUUGCAGCCACAUCACGAGCCGUUCUUAACACAAACUGUGCAGCCAGCCCCAAAUCCCGGCUUGCUCACACUGCCCACGAAUCCGGCUAACGUAUCCGUGGACUCCGGCCCUCCACUUGUACCCGAGCAACAACGCGUUGUAGACUUGAUCCUCGCGGGGCGCAACGUCUUUUAUACUGGCUCUGCAGGAUGUGGUAAAAGUACGGUUCUUAAGUCAGCCGUCAGGCAGCUCCAACAACGUGGGAAGAGAGUCAAGAUCGUCGCACCCACGAACCUGGCUGCACUGAAUGUGGGAGGGACCACGACUUGGUCCUACGCAGGCUGGACUGUACAAAGUAUGAAAAGAGACAUCGAAAAACUCAUGCAAUCCGCUUUGGGCGACAAAAGUUGGAAGAGGUUCGAUGAAACUGAUGUUUUGAUCAUCGACGAGAUCAGCAUGAUCGAGAACCUCUUCUUCGAGCGUUUGAACAUGGUCAUCAAGGCUUCUCGAGGAGAGAAGUAUGGCGCGGGUCCGUUUGGAGGAAUGCAGCUCAUUGUUACCGGUGAUUUCUAUCAACUAUCACCUGUGAAGCCGUUUAAUCACUGUUUGUGUGGAUGGGAGCUCCAGAAAGACGGUUACAAACCACCGCGAGAAUACAAAUGCGAGAAUCGGAAUUGUCGCGAGGACGCCUUCCUCGAUGUCGACAAAUGGGCUUUUCGGAGCAACGCCUGGGAAGAAUGCAAGUUUGAGCAUAUGAACUUGACGCAGAUCCAUCGACAAAAUGACUUCAAGUUCAAGUUCAUACUCAACUUCAUAAGAACAGAGGGGCGUAUUCAACAGCAACACGCCAAGAUCCUCAUGAAUCAUGCCUCAGAUACUGAAGGCGCUAUCAUGCUGUCAUCUCUGAAAAAUGACGUUGAGAAAGUCAACAGACAGAACCUCGAUAAAAUCCCCUCGGAGGCACGUUGGUACAAAUGUCUUGACACUUUCCAGUGGUCCGAUGCAAAUCGUAGUGAUAAAGCUCUAGAGAAGAAUGAGGAUCGACUGGAGGAUGAUAGCCUGAAUGCUCUGAAAGAUUCGCGCUACGAAACGAACUUGCAGCUCAAGCAAGGCCAGCGAGUUGUGUUGUUGGCCAAUAUCGACCUUGCGGCUGGCCUGGUCAACGGCGCUCAGGGUACAAUCAUUGAAUUCAAGCCUUACGAUGAGAAAGACCUACCGAAGGCGCCUGCUAAGAGAGGCGAAGACGGGGAGCUAAGGGGUGAUCAUGCUGCAUAUCGUGAAGGCCAGAUCAAAGGUUUUGGCAGAUCAAACAAUCGCCAGGCCUGGCCAGUCGUCAAGUUCCUGAAUGGCGUUACAAGGACUAUCUUCCCGGAGUGUAUGCCCAACGAGCUCGGUACUGAACAACCAUACUGUUUGCUUUCAAGGACACAAAUACCGCUCACUGCGGGCUAUGCAAUCACCAUUCACAAGUCUCAGGGUAUGACGCUUGAACGCGUUACUGUCGAUCUGGCGCGGGCAUUCGAGCCAAGUCAAAUCUACGUUGCUCUAAGCCGAGCGAAGUCCCUACAGGGCUUAACGGUCACAUCUCUUCCGAGGCAUCUCAAUCUGGGCGGCGCCAAUGAACAGGUCAAGGAGUUCAUGCAGACUCGAUUUCCGAAACAGCCAGUCACAGCCGGCUGACCUUUAUCUGUACACCUCUACAAGCGGGCUUCCCGUAGCUUCCAUUUUUGUGAAUGACUUCUUGGACGGAGUCCUACCCAUGGACUGGCUCAGAUGCUGUAGUGUCCUUGUAUCUCAUUAAUACCCUGCAUUACCUUGUAGACCGGGACAUUACUACCUACAUCAUGAGACACAAAUCCCGCCUUUACCACACCACAACAUCCGCCUCUCAAGGGACGAUAUGCACAUAUCGGCACUCCUCUUUCCCAAUAUGGCUAGUUACUGCUUACAACGCAGGCACUGCUUACGCAGCUUCCCUCCACAUCCGAUACGGUUCAAUACCCAAGUGAAGAGACUGAAGUGGGGUGUUGGACCGCCAGGUGCUGCACCGCGGAUGACAGGAUGAGACGUCUUGACAAUUGUUUGAUGGAGGAUCAAGGCUUGCUACACAAUCCUCGAUA
Didymella exigua CBS 183.55 is the source of this 2692-nucleotide messenger RNA. RefSeq lists its product as uncharacterized. The record is from RefSeq and is a predicted model, not a curated record. The transcript has 7 exons. Gene Ontology annotation, molecular function: ATP hydrolysis activity; ATP binding; DNA helicase activity. Gene Ontology annotation, biological process: DNA repair; telomere maintenance. Bases 240 to 2252 code for a protein of 670 amino acids. NCBI's taxonomy places the organism in Eukaryota, Fungi, Ascomycota, Dothideomycetes, Pleosporales, Didymellaceae.